AUGACGGAUGCACUUUUGAAGUACAUUUACGUCGAUCGUCUUUACCAACUGCUCCCCGUUGAGUCUGUAUUUAAGACGUACGAUCAAGUCGAGGCCGACUCGUAUUUUAUAUCCUGCAGGUCGAUCAUUCUGAACGUUGCCGUCUCGAGAGACCUCAACGUCGUUGCUAAGCAUACUUUGGAUCUGACAGACUCUAUUUUGGAAGGGAAUGACAUUAUAUCGCCAGAGGUCACGGUAGACGCUAUCCAAUCCGUGCUUGUUCUGGUGCGAUUGCUAAACAAUUCUAUGCAAUACUACUGGGAGUACAUCGAGAAUUUUGUCGAUGAGGAGGAAGAUAGCGCCGGCUACGAGAUAUACACGGACUCACAAAUCGGGAUUCCGAGGCCCGUAAGGAAAAUUGUCGUUGGGAAAUGCCCACAAGUGUUAGAGAGUUCGGUAGCGACGAGACUCAUUGAAACCUGUUUCAGCCUCACUUUCCACACAAGGACACUACAGAUUGUGGCAAACUUAUGCAAUCAUCUACACAAUUUGGGCAACUCAGGUUAUGUCAAUUACUUUUCUAUCCUACCAAAGUAUCAACAUUACUUGAAGGAAAAUAAUAACCCAUUCUACACGAAAUUGAUGGAUUCAACAGUCAACAAUCUACUCCGCUUUAUCGCUGCAUCAAACCCGAAUGAGUAUUUCAACUUUAUAAGGAACAAGAUCCAAAUCCCACUGGUUCAGCAGACAGAUGAUAUGCAAGUGAUGGGGUACCUUAUGUUGUUCAGUAACCUGUACAUGAAGAAAUCCAUAGUACUGAAGACGCUAGAACUGAUCAAGUUAGUGUUACACUCCUUGAAGAAACAGGCGUUCCAGCAUUUGUUGUUGUUUUUUUCAUCAAAAUCGUACAUCUUUUGGAUUAUGUCUAGACCAGAAAAUUACGCAGCUUUCUACGAAAGUUUAAAGGAUUUUAACUCGAAAAAUGGUAAGAGAAACUAUCCGAUUUCCUCCUUCAUUUCAGGGUUCUUCGAUGAUAUCUACUCGCAUUACAACAUAUCAGGAAUCCUGUCUAGUAACCAGAACUCCACCUCUUCAUCGAAUGCUAAGACCGAUAGCAUGUCUAUAGAGAGUAUGCCAGUAGGUUCAAGUUCCCCAUUCCCUGCUCAGAACUUUCAAUCAACCAAGAAUCCAAGCAGCACUACAUUAUCCAAUCUAGAAACCAGGCGUCCCAUCUACAGGGCAAAUUCAGGCACGUCAUCUUCCAGAUUGUACGAUCUAUUGCAUUCAUCUCCAGUAUCCGCUGGCAGCAUGCAACAAGGUCACAUUUCUGCAGGGAAUAGCUCGAGUAAUUUAUCGAGCAUGACACUAAGUUCCUCAUCGAUAUCUACAUCGCAAACUAACUUCGCUUUCGAUGGUCGUAGUAGCAGUAUGAGUAAAGACGAAUCAAGAGCUUCAUCUUCUGAUUUUGAAAAUCUUUCGGCUAGAUCUCCAGUCCAAAACGCAAAUGACAUGCUGAAACAUGCCAACGAAUCAGCAGAACCAGGGAUCUUACAAAUCAGAAUGGAUUCAUCAAGUAGUCAAAAUAAUGCCAUCCCAGUAGACGCUACAAAGGCUCAAGGAUUGUUUAUAAAAACAAAAGGACUGGACAAUGCCCGGUUGAGAAGGAAGAGGUCGUCAGGAACGUCUCAUUUAGAGGGGAUUUUGUCUCUUUUCAGCCAGUUUAAUGAUGCAGAAACUCUGACCCACACGGCACCCUUGAGGUUUCUAAUAAUUCUGAUGAUGUUCGACACUGAACUGUUCAGCGUACUGAUUCCUCAUCAUUUCAAAAAUUUAAUUAGUGCAGAAAGGGCGACUGACCAAGAUCAUAAUAUCUCAACGGAAAGGAAAUCAUCAGGCUCAACUGAAACUUUGUCUUCGCACCCGUCCCCAGUGUCCCCGAAUACAGCGGAAAAGGACAAGGAUAAGGGCAUACAACUGAGACAUUUCACACAAGGUUUUAAAAAAUUGUCUUUGCUCCAGCCUUCCAAAAAAAAAUCUGUUAAAGUAAUCAGUCUGAUAAUUAAAAACCUGAAUGGGUCGCUAGCCACUUGUGAAACAGCACUCCUGGAUUCAAUGCGGUCUUGCAUCAUGCUUCUUUCGCUAGCUGCUCCUGUAUGCCUAGUCAAUAAUUCUGCACCAUCUGUCAUAUUCUCUAAGAGGUUAAUUCCUCUACUGGGUGUCAAUCUCGACAUUGGGGAAAAAUGGGAUAGCUCAAUUUCGUGCAAUGCAGCUUUACGUGCCUGCUUAACCAAGCACAAGGACCACUAUAGCCAAUUCAGGAUAGAGUAUUUCACCGCUGCUCUUCAAUUUGAACUAGUCGGUUUCAUAUCAAAACUCAAUCUGCAGAAAUUGAAUCCAAAGACCGAUUUGGAAAACCUGAAAUUAUACACGGAAAGUUUGAGAAUAUUUUUUUAUCUGCCUGGGAGUGAAAGAAUGCGGGAGCAGAUUGCAACAGAAACCUCGGUGUUUCUCAAAAAUAUUCUGUCGUCUGUCUCAGACAUCGUAUUAGAAGAAUUCCCUAAUAUCGGAGAAAAAAUAUCAGAUAUUGUCGACGCAAUUAUGAAUGGUAGCAUUGUAGAUCAGUUUGGUAGUCGGAAAACCUUCAACAGUGGAACACCAUCGGUGUCAUCAUCCUUAAGAUCUGAAUCUCCCUUCGAUGACCUGGUCUCGACCUCUUCAUCGCUGAAACGAGGGUAUUCAACUGAUGAGGCCGUUUCAGACUGGUCACCUCAGACUGGGUUCCAACCAACUUCUCCUAUAGACUCCCCUCUUCCGUAUGUGCCGUCGCCGAUGUCCAGAUCAAGAUCCAGCGAUACAUCUAAUAAAGGACCUUUAGAGAGCAGUCAUUUGGCAACCCCAAGGGCGAGUUCUUCUACCGGAAGGAACAAACUUUUUGUUUUGAACCCAACGGAUGGUGACGAAAACGUUUCAUCUUCAGUCUCAUCGCAACGAAUGACAGUGACGACUUCUACGCCUUCACGGAAUAUAAAAUCAUUUGCGAGAACCCCAAUUAGGGCCAAUAGAGAUAGUGAUGACAACACACAGAAGAAUCUUAAGGUCAAACUUGCGUCUAAUCUGGAGAACAAACUAAGUUUGGUCACUGCGGAAGAUGUACAGAACGCCAAAAUAAUUAUGAUAAGCAUUUUCAAUAUUUUUGAAAACCUGUUAAAUCUCUUCUUUUUACCACACGAGUCUAAUUCUGAUCUGCUGUGGAUAUCCGAAGAGUUCAAAAACAUCAUCAAACCAAUAUUUAUCGGUAUCGUUGGAUCCGACGAGGAGAUUCGCAACUCCUCCCAAGCAUUUAUGGAUGUUCUAAUGGAAUACAUCAAAGAAUUUAGCAUGGACACAUCAGCCAUCACAGUCAAUGGUUAUAUUCUUAUUUGCAGUUACACUGUAUGCCUAUUCUCAGUGGGACUAUUCAACCUAGAUAUUGAUAAUGCAAAGCGGUUGACCUUGAUGAAUAUAGUGGAUAACUAUUUGCAAUUAAGGUCAUAUUUGAUUAUGGUUUCUACAGACACUGAAAAUGCUGCUGCUGUUGCAGAAGCUGAUAAAAGCACAUUUGGUCCACUUAUCGUCACAAUAGGUAGAGCCGCUGUUAUUUCCCUUUGUUGUACCGACUCGAAAAUUCAAAAUGUUUUGAAGAAUAUUUAUAGACAUGCCAUGACCAUUAUUAACUUUUAUUUGGAACAUGUUACCGAAGUUGAUAUCAGGUGGAUGGUAAACAUCAAAUUUAUAGAGGCUAUGGGCGAGGAUGCCAAUUUGCGCGACACAUCAGGCUCAUUGGCAUUUCAACGCCGUGUAAGAAGGCUUCUUCUGAAAAACAUUAAAGGGUGUGAUUCCGUCGUUCUGGAUUGUACCUGCGAAAUGUUCAAGAAAUGGAAAUAUUAUGAUAAAAUGGACCUAAAGUUAAGCCAGGAAGAAUGGACCGACUUUAGGAGUAUCGCUGGGAUUCUGGCUCCGAUUUCAGGUGUGAUGCUUUUUGGUUAUGGUGCAAAUGAGGAGUUUGAAAACGCAACGUACAAGGAGUAUUUGUGGCAACUAAGAAGAGAUAUCGACUAUUUUAUCUAUAAGCAAUGUCAAUGGUUGAAUAAUAGCGAUCUAAUCGUGAGAGAAAAUGCUAGAGAUUUGCUCAGUGUCGAAUUGCACCCACUUUCAUUCAAGGUGUUAUUCGAACACUUGAGGAGCAGGAUUGAUGAACUUUCAUCUUUUGACCUUUCCUUACCGAAAAACGAUCUUACCUAUAUUUUACUGGAGCAGAUAAUCAUUACGUUACGAACCAUUCUAAGAAGAGACGACGAUACUUCUGCAAUGGUUCUGUUUUCUGUUGAUAUCAUUGAAAUUAUUGAGCAAUUGGUCAUACUUGUGGAAGAUCUGCCUCAUGAUAUCCCCAAAUACUUCAAGGCGGUUAUUCAAAUGUCAAAAAUGUUUAGAGCAUUAGAGCAUUCUGAAAUGAAUCUGGCUUUGAAAAACCAUUUCACUCUGAAGAAUAACUGGCUUAGGGUGGUAAUUAGAUGGUUCAAGCUGGCAAUCACAAAAGAGUACGAUUUAGAAAAUAUUGCAAAACCACAUCGUGAAAUGAACUUGUUGAGACGCGACCUGGAUUUCCUUUAUUCGGAUACGGCAAUCGAGUCUUCGAAAGCUCUCGCUUAUUUAACAGUAGACCUGCCUUUGGAAAUUGUAGCAGCGUCUUCUGAAGAGGAGGCGAAAAGGUCCAAGUAUGUGGAGUUUGGCCAUGACUUCAAUAUACUGCUAAAGGGUUUGGAAAAAAGUAUGAAAUAUGAUACCUAUCCAGUAUCGUUAAGGCACAAAAUGAGUAUCCUGAACGAAAACAUCAUUCUAUCAUUGACCAAUCUCUCUAACGCGAAUAUUGAUGCGAGUUUACAAUUUAUUGUUCCGAUGGGCUACUCUGAUAACACUAACAUUAGAAUCGCUUUUCUGAAGGUGUUUACUAAUAUUCUAUCCAGCUUUCAAGUACGCAAAGACAAAAUUGAGAGUGAAAAACUGAAAGCUAUGGAUGAUUUGCUACAAUUUGGUAUCAGGAAUCCCCAACUAACCUACGUUAUCGCUAGUAUUUGUCCUGCAAAUGACUUAGAUGCGUAUGCCACCGUGCUUGUAAAUGGUCUGGAAACAAGAAAUGCUGCGCAUAUCAUUGUUGCACAGUUAGUAGUAGAUGAGAUCCGAAAUGUGUCGAGACCAACUGACAUUCUGAGAAGAAAUAGUUGUGCUACAAGAGCAUUGUCCAUGUUGUCAAAAUACAAAGGCGCUGAAUAUUUGAUAAACACAUUGCGCCCUGUUUUGCAAGAACUGUUGAAUAACCACGAUUUUUUUGAAAUCGAAAAGGUUACGCCUAGCGAUCCUAAUUGCAAAACACAAGUUGAGCUGUUCAAAAAAUACAUGAGAAAGUUGAUUGAUGCUAUUUGCUCUUCCAUUUCGUAUUUUCCUCCCGAAUUUUUCUACAUUUGUCAACAGAUAUACACGGAAGUUAAGAAAAAAUUCCCGAACUACACAUAUAUUGCCGCUGGUUCUUUCGUGUUUCUGCGAUUCAUAUGUCCUGCAUUGGUAAAUCCGGAGUCUGAAAAUAUUGUUGAAAUUAAAUCUGCGGGGGAGAAUCGCCCAUUUUUGACUCUAGCAAAAAUAAUUCAACAAAUAGCUAACGGUUCUGACAAUUUGAUUAAAUGGCCUUCAUUAGUUUCUGAAGAGCAAUUUUUGACGGAGUGUAGCUGCAAGAUUUUUGACUUCUUGAAGGAAGUUUGUCGACCUGACAGAAACCCAGCAAUAGUGGUGAGGACAGAUGGUCCAUCUAAACCUUUUGAGUUUAAUUUCUUACAUCAGUUCCUGGUGACACAAGAAAUAAAAAUUAGAAAACGUCUUUUGAGUAUGGUGAAGUCUUCGGAUGAUUUUAUUUUCUUUAAGAAAACGUUCCUGCUGUUAGAUGAUGUGUUUGGACGGCUAGGGGAACCUAAGAUGGAAAACACUCAAGGUAUCCCAGAUUUUGUUAGGAUCCACAAGGAUAAAUAUCCCAGAUUGUUUGAAUACAUGAACCGCUUAGCAUUCAAAAUGCAUCAAGAUGUGAAAAACGGCAACAGAAUUGUUGCUGAAUCUUUGACUACUGAUAAUAUCCCCGUCAUAAUUUUUGUUAUAGGAAAGAAUGCCACCGAGGAGUUGGAUUUUGACACUGUCAUAUACAGACUCCUGCAAGUUUAUGUAAGGAUUUGGACGUCAAAACAUUAUUUUGUCCUGGAUAGUACUGGAUUUGAUGGAAAGGUUUUUGACAUCAAGAGGGUAAUCACAGUUCUGAAUGUUGUUCUACCGGACAUUGCAAUCAGCAACUGUAAGGGGUACUAUCUGCUGAAUACCAACCAAAACAUGAUGCAGUAUUGGAACUCUUUUUUCGAACAUGAGAAUGUUUACGUUGAGGCCAAGACCCCGAUUCACUUUAUUAAUACCAACUCUGACUAUGAAAUGAUUGAAAAGUUGAAACUGGGCGGUGAAGGUGUCUCUGUUUUAGACGAUGUCAGAGUUUCGUUAAACGACCUAACAAUGUAUGAUGAGAACAAAAAACGUUUGACGCCUGUAUCACUAAAGCUCGGUAACAAGUACUUCCAAGUGUUGGAUGAAACCGGAAAACAAAUGAAAAUUAACCAACUCAACAAACUAGUCACAGUGAAGAUUAAUGAAGUUCACGAAAUAUAUGAGGUAGUAUCGGCCGAAGUAUCGCACUAUUCAGGUGUCCAUGGUGAAUUUACCGUCACUUUGAAUGACGGGACUAGAAUGAUUUUUUGCAACCCCAAAUACUUGGAGAUUGUAAAGAUGUUUCACUAUGCAAAGGCGAGAGAGGAAACUGGGUUCAAUGAUGAUGAGACCCAGCCAACAAUGAAUACCUCUACCAUUGCAUGGGAUAUACCAGACUCAAGAGAGCAAAGAGAACUAACAACCCAUUUAUUAUUAGUGAUGAUGGUUGGUAUGUUUCACAAAGAAGAUACCGUGAAGAACUUGUCUUAUAAUUUGGUAGCGGAAGCCGAAAAAGCAUUCCAUUUGAAUUUUGGAACGCGCUUUCACACCACACCUGAAGUGUACGUGCCUACCGACAUCACAUCCUUCUUGUUUCUGAUUGCUCAGAGUUUAGCUGCUGAACAUCCAUUGCUUACAUUCUCUAUGUGGAAACACAUUCUAAAUGCUCUAGUAGUUGGUGUAGUCCCAAGAGAUUAUGUUCCGCAGACACUGUAUGCGUUGUCAGCAUGGGUUCCGAAUCUUUUUGAGUAUGUUUAUCUCGAUGACGAAGAAGAGGGAGCUGAAAACAUUUCCAAUCUUUUCCGUAUAUUGAUAAAACUGACGGUCUCAGACCCAGCAUUCACAUCAAUAUACUUACGAGAGGUUUGGUUCCCUAUUGGAUCAGAUGGUCGCUUGACCAACUUUUUAGUAACUGAGGUCAUAAACCAUGCACUUGAGCGGGAUUCCGAAAACCGAGAAUGGGAAAAGAUCGUUACGCUGCUCUCCAGCUUUCCUACAGUUGAAAUUGCAUCAAUUUUAGUAAAAAGACUGAAGGGCGUAAUCGAGUCGUUCCUUCCUUCCUUACAACAAGAGGCGCUAACUCAGAGUUGGGCAGAAUUGAAAAUAUUGGUAAGGGUUUCAAUCUACGUGUUUUUCGAAUCACCAUUUAUUACCAAUAUGUUCCUACCUGAAUUACUGUAUGUCAUUUCCCUUUUGAUUGACGUUGGACCUACAGAACUGCGAGUAUCUCUCCAUGAAUUACUGAUGAAUAUCUGUAGUUCGUUGACUAUAGAUGACUCGUUGCCUCUUUAUAAGAAGGAAAGGAUCGAUGCCAUAACUGUUCUAUUUUCCAAACAAAAAAUGAAGUACAUUUCCGGAUUUAGUCAACAUAAAGGACGGCUACUACAAACUUUUAAUGCGUCUUCUUUCGUGAGUAAGUUUAAUACGUUAGAACAUCUUGUUACGAAUAUGGUGGCCCUGAUGGAUUGUGCAACUUUGAAUGAUUCCGCCCAGUGGAAAACCAAAUAUAGGAAACUUUUGACGGACGUCGUAUUUACGAAGGACUCCUUUUUGUCUUCUAGAGCUACUAUGAUACUGGGUAUACUUGGCAAAACUUUCACGUCAGAACAUCUGUGCAGAAACCUGUUGUCAGAAACAAUGAAGAUUGCAGCUGCGCCAAAAAUAACGGAGGAGGUUUUAUUCUCUGUAGUAGCCCAGUGUUUCACAUACAGUGCUAUUGCAGAAGGGCUAGAUCCAUCAUCUGUAUUAUUAAAACAGCUAUUUUGGUUAUCCUUCACAUUAAUCGAUACUUACCACCCUGCAAUUUAUGAAGGUGCACUUCUCAUGCUUUCAAAAUCUUUGAAGAAAAUAUGUGAACACAACCUUGAAGUCAAUGAAGGCCACAAAAAAGUUGUCACAAUUCUAUUGGAGGCUAGAAAGUUUGGAUUGGGGUUGUUUGAACAGUUGGAUGAAGUCCACAAAAUUAAAUGGUCAGAGGAAAACUUCCCAUCGAUUAUGCUCAGUGUUGUUAGUAGCGGAUUCGCUGUCCCUUCAAUUAGAACAGUGGCUAUUGAUUGUUUGAAGACAGCCCUGUCUUAUUCCUACAAAGAGCACACAAAAUUCUCUAUUCCUACUCAGUACGAAAACUACAUGUUUAUCAUGUAUGUUGUGAGUAACGCCGAAGAGUUUGAUGAAAUACUGAAAGAAAUCGAAUAUGACGGUGAAGUGGUCCAAAUAUCGAAGUACUACCGGAUUCCAGGCAAACUACUAGAUUGGCUAUCUUCCGAUUGUGAAAGUUCUAAUAUAGCACUAUACCAGGGGUCCAUAAUAUUCACCAGUUCCUCAUCAGACGAGCCUAGCAAACUGCGGUACGCACUUGUUAUGAGGUACUUACUAUUUUCCAACAGAAUAUGUUUGUUUAGGUUCUUUGCUCGACUUGAAGCGGACAUUAGGAGAGUUUUGAUUAAGGAGAAUAUUUUUGAAUACAUUCCAAUAUUGUUCGAUAUUACUGGUGAAAUUAUCAAAUACGACGAGUAUAACCACAUUGAUGAAUACCUAGAGUACACCCUACAAAUGAUGAGAGAUAAAGGGCUGCAAAUUGUUAGUGAGUUGCCUGCAUCUGAAAUGUUCGCCACCUCAGGAAAUGUCAUUGGCGUUUCAGACCCUCGACAGGUUUACAAAAGAAAGAGACUGGUUGUGUUGUUGCUGUCCAGAAUCAUCUAUUUAUGA
Molecule: messenger RNA, 9237 nt
Organism: Huiozyma naganishii CBS 8797
Lineage: Eukaryota; Fungi; Ascomycota; Saccharomycetes; Saccharomycetales; Saccharomycetaceae
Gene: IRA2
Product: Ras GTPase activating protein IRA2
Exons: 1
Coding region: 1-9237 (3078 amino acids)
Biological process (GO): regulation of GTPase activity
Source: RefSeq, a predicted model, not a curated record